AUGGAUUCUCCUAGUUCUUCAUCCAUGAUGAAUUUUUACUACAACGAGUUUUUUGCGGAUGGCGAUGGUUCGACCGAUGAGGAGCUUAAGCAAGAGGCGGUUACGAGUGCAUGUCAACUAGCGGUUCGUUAUGUCAACCAUUCUCGUCGGCCCGAAGCCCCAAAAAAUAAAAGAAGCUAUGUUGAACGAGACCGACGCGCGGCACACGAGCGUUUGAUGAAAGACUAUUUUGACGAGGCGCCGACAUUUUCAAACGAAGUUUUUAGGCGUCGUUUCCGGAUGAGUAAACGGUUGUUUCUACGCAUAACCAACGACUUGGAAGCCAACUACGAUUAUUUUAAACAAAAACCGGAUGCGAGAGGGUACCUUGGAUUCACCGGUAUCCAAAAGUGUACGUCGGCAUUACGAAUUCUUGCUUAUGGUAACACCACCGACAUCAACGACGAGUAUCUAAAAAUGGCGGAGAAAACAACACGGGAUAGCUUGGAACAUUUUUGUCGCGGUAUAAUUGAUGUGUACGGUGCACGUUAUCUUAGAACGCCUACAUGGGAGGAUCUUCAAAAGAUCUACGAGGUACAUAAUGCCGAGCAUGGUUUGCCUGGUAUGAUCGGGAGCAUAGAUUGCAUGCAUUGGCGUUGGGAUAACUGCCCGACUGCAUGGCGAGGCCAACACACACGUGGUGACCAAAAAGGACCCACUAUUAUUCUUCAGGCGGUUGCUUCACAGGAUCUUUGGUUAAUGGUUGAUUUGGUACACCACGCAUGGUCGGUUCGUUACGUACCACCUGAGGGAGAGGAAGAAACGGAGGACGAGGAAGACGAAGUUGGCGAGGGUGACGAAAGCGAAGACGAAAACUAG
Helianthus annuus (common sunflower) is the source of this 858-nucleotide messenger RNA. RefSeq lists its product as uncharacterized. The transcript has 3 exons. NCBI's taxonomy places the organism in Eukaryota, Viridiplantae, Streptophyta, Magnoliopsida, Asterales, Asteraceae. The coding region runs from base 1 to 858 and encodes 285 amino acids. The record is from RefSeq and is a predicted model, not a curated record.